AAGCCAUUUCGGAAGAUGAGUGGAAUUUGCUGUACGUCGCUGUCACUCGAGCCAAGAAGUGUCUCAUCAUACCCAAACGUCUUGCUAAUAUCCUAAAAAAAACCAAGGACUACUGCGUCCAGUUUGAAUUAGCCACCGCAGGGGGCAAUACGACACCGCUGGUCUGUUCAGAAGGCGAAUGCCGCAACUCCAUCCCAGCGGAUUCUCUGCUAAUCCAGAAAAGGGUACAUUUUUUUAACAUGGACGGCACCGAAACCCCUGAAGGAUUUCUUUGCCUUUCUUGCGCCUGCUCCAAACAUGGCCCAAUUGCACAGCUCGCAGGAUCUUCCAGGAUGGACCAGGUUGUGCCCAGGCUCCCAGAAGGCACUGAGGUUCCACCUGAGGUUCAGAGCCUCCUUGAAGACUUUUGAGUACUUCAAACAAAGAAACAAA
Notechis scutatus (mainland tiger snake) is the source of this 432-nucleotide messenger RNA. NCBI's taxonomy places the organism in Eukaryota, Metazoa, Chordata, Lepidosauria, Squamata, Elapidae. The record is from RefSeq and is a predicted model, not a curated record.